CCUAUUUGUAAUUUGUAAUUGCAUAAAAGUAUCUUGCUGCAUACAGAUAGUUGUCAUGGAACCGUAUGAACCACAGUCUUGCAACAAAUAUAGAGUUUAUAAUUGCAAAUCCCCAUUUCAUUUACCUUGAAUGUUUAAAUGCUAUGCCACAGAUAAUAACUCAAGUUUUAAUUGAUGGGAAAUUUAACAAUUAAAAUUUCUAACCAGAAAGCAAUUGUGAAUUUAUACCCUCGUCGUAGUAAAACAGGUUACUUUUUAUCGGCCGACUUCGGACUCCUUGUAUUUGGCUCCCUCCUCAACGGGUUGAACUGCACUUUGGAUCGCCGGACUCUGCCUUGCGAAUCACCUAGUUACUUUCCGGCUUUGCAGCCACCGAGUAACGCCGGCAGCUUUCCGAUGGAAAAUCAGCUCCUCACUGAGUUUGAAAACGCGGCGGCUAACAUACCGGAUUCACCUCUCCCUCUCCGGGCCAUAAACUUUGUUCUGUCUCUCGUCAGCAACCCUUCCACCACCGAUUCUUCUCUGGCCGCUAUUCUCAAAACCCUAACCCAAUCUCUCCAAAAUCCUAACCACCGCCACUCUCACCACCGCGCUAUCCUCUCCAUCCUUCAUCUCCUCGCUCGCCGCCACCCCCACCGAAGAAAAGACGUCAUCAACUCCAUCCAAUCAUUCUCACUCCUUCCUUCUACCUCCACUCGCUCCUAUGCCGAGGCCCUCUCUGCUCUCCUCUCCCUAUCUGCUACUGACGCCUUCAACGAACCAGAGUUCCUGUCGCUGGUUUUCCGGCCAUGUGUAUCUGUCAGGAUUUGGCUCUUGCGGAAUGCUAACAGCUUUGCUAUGCGGCCAUCAGUGUUGUUUACAGUUCUGUUUGGGUUGACCAAGGACCCGUAUCCGAACAUGCGUAGCGCUGCAUUGGAUGGACUAUCUGGAUUAUGUAAAUGCAUUGUGGUUGAAGAUAAGAGUCUUAUUCAAGGUUGUUAUUUUCGUGCUGUUGAGCUACUAUUUGACACUGAGGACACUGUGCGAUGCUCUGCAAUUUGUGCGGUUAGUGAAUGUGGGCAUUCGCUUGUGGCUGCCAACCAUGAGAAAAGUAGAAGUGACUGGUCAGACACAUUAUUUGUACAGCUUUGCUCAAUGGUCAGAGACAUGAGUGUCAAGGUUAGAAUACAAGCAUUUAAUUCUCUUGGGAAUGUUGAAUUGGUCUCCAAAGAUCUUCUCUUACUGACCCUAUCAAAGAAAGCUUCACCAGCCAUGAAAGAAAAGAACUUUCCUGGACAGUUCACUACCAAAUCCUCUAAGCUACCAGCAUCAAGUGCUGCUUUUGCUUUUGUGAAUGGCUUGGAGGACGAAUUCUAUGAGGUACGAAGUUCAGCCUGUCGUGCCUUACAGAGAUUGACCAUUCUCUCUGCUGAUUUUGCGGGCGAAGCUAUAGACCUUUUGGUGGAUGUUCUUAAUGAUGAUUCACUGGAUGUAAGGUUGCAAGCUUUAGAGGCGAUGCAUAGCAUGGGAAUGUUUGAUUGUCUAAAGGUGCAAGAAGCACAUUUAAAGCUGUUUGUCAGUACUCUUGUGGAUAAUGACAAUUUGAUAAGGUCUGCAGCAAGGAGAGUAGUUAAGAUAACUAAACUCAGGACUUUGACUCUUUUCAAAAUGUGCAUUGACGGCCUUGUAAAAAAUUUAGAACUCUAUCCGCAGGAUGAAGCUGAUGUGUUUUCCGUAUUGUUUAGUCUUGGUAAAAAGCAUGGGAAGUUUGUUGUGAACGUGAUCCAUGGGGUUUCCAAUUUGAUAGAGCCAUCUCUUGGUGGGAAGUGGAGCUUGGACAAUGCAAGAGCAUCUUCAUUUAUGGUGUUGGCAAUCUCAGCUCCGGUGUCACUAGAGCGCCGAAUCUGCAGCAUUCAACCAGUAAUGUUCUCAUAUGCAGUCACCAUACUGGGGAGAAUAUCACACGGUUUAACUGAUAAUUCUUCAAAGCGGAAGAGUGUGGUCCCUCACAUUCUAAGGAAGGUGAUGCGUACUUGUUGAUUCAAAAUGAAACUGAUGGAGGUUGCUCUGAGAAAAUAAAUGAGGUAAAGAGGGGAGAUUGCACAACAGCUAUUCUACAGAAGGUCACAGACAUCUGGCCAUUGCUAGAACUUGGAUUGGUGGAUAAAGUAUCUCAAACUGUGGGAUGCUUGAAGGCAGAGGUGACAAGACUGGAAAGUGUCUCCCAAUGCAGGGGUGAAUUGGUUUUCAUAUCAUACUAUUUGGAUGCCAUAGAACUGAUUGGAAGGGUGUGGGGCCGCCUCAUGUUACCCAGAAGGUUCUGCACCCACCAAAUAGGAGAUUGGCGAUUGUUGUUUGACAAACUUGACACGAUUCUAAAAGAGAUGAGGUAUAGGUUCAUAGGUUUGACCAAAGAGGACGAGUAUCAUAUCAUGGAACUCAAGCUUGUGACGGAAACAGCAAAACUGUGUACAUCAGAAGCAUUCUGCCAUAAUAACAACAGUGCUUUAGUAAAAUUACGUUCCAGGGCACAACUGAUGCAUGAAUAUGGACCUGAUGCACUUUCCGGGUUUGUCAGAGAGCUUUAUACAGGUUUGAAUGAAUGCAUUCCAAUGGAGAAUCCGUUAUUUCUCUUGACGUCUCUCAAGAAAUUCAAACCGAGACAGUUAGUUCUACCACAAAGAAAGUUCAAAUGUAAAAUGGCUGAAAUGGAUGUUGAAGGUACUGACUUUCAGUAUCCUCUGCCGUUCGUUCCGGGGUUACCUGUUGGUGUUUCCUUUGCAAUGAAGAUUUACAAUGUGUCGUUUGAGAAUAGGCUUUGGGUGAAAAUGUGCGUAGAAGAGAAGUUAACCCAGUAUGCCUAUCUUGAUUUGCUUGAGCUUGGUAGUGGAGAUGAUGAGGUCAGAAAAUUUAAGAUUGUAUUGCCGUUUCACAGAACCCCUAAAGCUAGAUGUUUCUCAAUGAGGGUUUGUGUUGUUAUAGAAUGUUUAUUGCCAGACUAUGCACCCCAAACCCCUCUGCCUGUGAUUUAUGGUGGUCCAAAACAUGAUGUUGCUAAUAUAUGCGAGGAGAAAGAAGUGUAUUUCUCCAUGGUUGUAAAAUAGAUGAUGCAGUUUAUGUAUCUGUUGUAACUUGUAUAUGUCAUUCUAGUUAGAUACCACCCUAUUUCAGACACAAGUAAUUUAGAGAAGUAUGUUCAUCAGUUCAUCUUGCCAAUGAAUUGCGCCCAUAAGCGUUGCACACUUGCACAUGCUAACCCUGUCUUCUAGUCUCAAACUCUCAA
Molecule: messenger RNA, 3262 nt
Organism: Cuscuta epithymum
Lineage: Eukaryota; Viridiplantae; Streptophyta; Magnoliopsida; Solanales; Convolvulaceae
Source: the annotation of a GenBank genome assembly